Molecule: messenger RNA, 6641 nt
Organism: Paramisgurnus dabryanus
Lineage: Eukaryota; Metazoa; Chordata; Actinopteri; Cypriniformes; Cobitidae
Gene: atrnl1b
Product: attractin-like 1b
Cellular component (GO): Golgi apparatus
Molecular function (GO): protein binding
Source: RefSeq, a predicted model, not a curated record
UGAGGAGCAGCCAGCGCGAGCAGCUUUCACUGUGGACGCUUAAACGUUGGGGGCCAAAAUUAUACAUUGAGGAUAUUUCAACAUAUCUGGACGAAAAGAAACGCACAUUCCCUGAGGCGCGAGCCGUCUGACAAGGAGUACAACACGUCGAGGCUGAAAAAACUGGAAAAAUAUGAGAAUAGCGGAUAGUUGGUCAGGUUUUCCAAAUCCCUCAGCGCAACGGACAACAGCAGAAACAACAUCCAUGUUACUGCCUGCUGCGGUUAUAAAGGAUGCUUUCUACGCCGAAAACAUAUCCAUUACCUGGUCCAUUUAGCGGUUUAUAUGUGGCUUUUAAACGUUUAACUGAGAUAACGCUCAAGGUUUAAAGGAUUUAAAGCGAACCAGUAGUGUAUCUGGCCAGCCUGCGUAAUGUUUACGCUUUAAAAUGGCUGCGGAGGGUCUGUGGGAGCAGAAUAAGACCGUUGAAUAAUAUGAUGCUUUAAAGCUGAACAUAUCCCAUCGAUUGAGUUAUGGUAAAGAUUUGGGGGGAAAGAUUGUUUUCAAUGUCAUGGGGAAUUGUUUCCCAGCCCUUUACCGCAGGAGGUAACGUAGGAAAUUCCUGUCCUUGUUCAGAAACACAAUGAGGCGAAAUAGAUGAUUUAAUAUGACUGUGUUUAUGGUGCUUUUAUAAUAUCAGACUUUGAUCUGUUUUUUUUUCCAUGAAGUAAUUGCCUAGAUUUUCGGUAAAUAAAGGGUGAUCGCUUAUAUAUAAGGAACAUAUUGAUAUGUAAGUGAAUGGAUAACCCCCUGCUAUUAUAAUUGAAACAAUCUGGACACCAGAUUGGGAAGAAAGACCCCAGGAUAUUGAUACACAGCAUCAUCAUCCUUAAUACUAUGGAUGCUGGGAACAGGAUGCCCAGACUAAAGCUUUUUCUGGUUGGGCAGAGACUGCAGGGCAUGCACAGAUAUUUAUGGCUGUGUGUGAUGUUCACCCUGGUGCUGAUAUCAGAUGGAUCUCCAUCUAAACAAUGUGAGAAGAACUGUCUGUCAGGCAGGUGUGUGAAUGGAUCCUGUGUCUGUGAUCGUGGAUGGGUUGGGGACCAGUGUCAACACUGCCAGGGCAGAUUCAAGUUGACUGAGCCGUCUGGUUACCUAACAGAUGGACCUAUCAACUACAAGUACAAAACUAAGUGCACCUGGCUGAUUGAGGUCUACCCAAACGCAGUACUGAGGUUACGAUUUAACCAUUUUGCCACCGAAUGCAGCUGGGAUCAUAUGUACGUCUAUGAUGGAGACUCUAUUUAUGCUCCCCUAGUAGCUGUGUUCAGUGGUCUCAUUGUCCCCGAAGUGAAAGGGAAUGAGACGGUUCCUGAGGUGGAGACCAACUCAGGCUACGCACUCCUGCACUUUUUUAGCGAUGCUGCCUACAACCUAACGGGAUUCGAAAUAUUCUACUCAAUGAACUCGUGUCCAAAUAACUGCUCUGGCCACGGGAAGUGCACCUCUGGGAACUCAAUAUCGAGCCGUAUGUAUUGCGAAUGUGAUAAGUACUGGAAGGGCGAGGCCUGUGACAUCCCGUACUGCAGGAACAACUGUGGCAGCCCAGAUCACGGCUACUGCGACCUCACCGGAGAAAAGCUGUGCGUGUGCAACGACAGCUGGCAAGGUCCAGACUGCUCUCUAACGGUCCCCUCCACAGAGUCUUACUGGAUUAUGCCCACAGUUAAGCCAUUCGGAGCAUCUCUGGGCAGAGCAUCCCAUAAGGCCGUGGUACAGGAAAAGGUUAUGUGGGUUGUCGGUGGCUAUACAUUUAACUACAGCAACUUUCAAAUGAUUCUGAAUUACAAUUUGGAAAGUGGUAUCUGGAACACUGUGCCCUUCAGUGGCGGACCCGUGCCGAGAUAUGGCCACUCCUUAGCACUAUAUCGGGAUGAUAUCUACAUGUUUGGAGGCAAGCUGGAGAGUGGUGCCAGUAACGUAACAGAUGAACUGUGGGUGUUUAACAUACCCAGCAUGACGUGGUCGCAGAAGAACCCCAUUGUGCCAGCCCACGGACAGGUCUACGCUGUGGAAGGCCACUCCGCCCAUAUAGCAGAGCUAGACAAUGGAGACGUGGUGAUGGUGGUCCUCUUCGGCUACUCCUCAAUCUACAGCUACAUCAGCAACGUUCAGGAGUACAACAUCCGUACAAACACAUGGCUUGUGCCAGAAACCAGAGGAGCGAUCGCUCAGGGUGGGUACGGCCACAGCAGCGUCUACCACAGCGCCAGCAAAAGCGUGUAUGUCCAUGGGGGCUACAAAUCUCUACCCGCCAACAAAUACGGCCUGGUGGAUGAUCUUUACCGCUACGAGGUCCAGACCCGCACCUGGACGAUUUUGAGGGAGAGUGGUUAUCCACGUUACCUGCAUUCAUCUGUGAUGCUAGGAGGGACUCUGCUCAUCUUUGGAGGAAAUACCCACAAUGACACCUCUCUGAGCAACGGGGCCAAGUGCUUUUCUGCUGAUUUCCUGGCUUAUGACAUUGCAUGUGAUGAGUGGAAGGUCCUUCCUAGACCAAAUUUGCACAGAGAUGUCAACCGCUUUGGUCACACCGCUGUUACCAGUAAUGGGUCCAUGUACGUGUUUGGUGGUUUCUCCAGCAUGCUCCUGAACGACGUGCUGAUCUACAGGCCACCCAGCUGUGAGGCCUUCCUGGGGCAGGAGCGCUGCGAGGCUGCGGGCCCUGGCGUCCGCUGCAUCUGGAAGGGUGGGCGCUGCACAUCCUGGGAGCCCAGCUUCACUUACGAUGCUACACCUGCUCCGUUCUGCCCUGCCAAAGCUGCUACGGUAGAUGAGAGAUGUUACCGCUUCUCCGACUGCACCAGUUGUACCGCCAACACUAAUGGAUGUCAGUGGUGCGAUGGCAAGAAAUGCAUCUCGGCUCUCAGUAACUGCACUUCUGUAAGUUGGCCUGCAGAGGGCACCCGCGCUACACUACACAAUUGUACGAACAGUCAUCCUGUGCUUGUUUUCUCCUUUAAUUUGACUUGCUGUUUUUCUCAUUACAAGUCCGUGAAGAAUUUCACCAAAUGUCCAAUCAGGAAUGAGCAGAUUUGCAGUAAGAUGGCCAACUGCAAAAGCUGCUCGCUCAACCACAGCUGCCAAUGGGAUCCUCAACAGCAGGAAUGCCACACCCUUCCAGCCCAGCUGUGUGGAGAUGGUUGGAGCAAUGUAGGGGAUGCCUGUCUGCAGAUCAACUCCAGUAGUACGAGCUAUGAUAAUGCUCAACAUCACUGCAAGAACCUGGAAGGCAACAUCGCCUCCCUGACUACAGCCAAACAGGUGGACUUUGUGCUGGAGGAACUGCAGAAGUACCAGCAGAAGGGAAAGAAACUGUCCCCUUGGGUGGGCCUGCGAAAGAUCAACGUGUCGUACUGGGGUUGGGAGGACAUGUCCGCGUUCAAGAACACCUCUCUGCAGUGGCUUCCCUUUGAGCCCAAUGACUCUGGGUUUUGUGCUUACCUGGAGAGAGCUCAGGUCUCUGGCCUCAGGGCCAACCCCUGCACUGCCCACACAGACGGACUCAUCUGUGCGAAAUCAGUUGUGAGCCUGAACCCGAACACCCGACCCUGUAAGAUGCCCUGCUCUCUGCGCACUUCCUGUGAAAACUGCACCAGCCAGGCAAUGGAGUGUAUGUGGUGUGGAAGCACCAAGCGUUGUGUUGACUCCAACGCCUAUGUCAUCUCCUUCCCCUAUGGCCAGUGUCUAGAGUGGCAGACAGGAGACUGUGUGUCUCAGAACUGCUCUGGAUUGCGUACCUGUGGUCAGUGUCUGGAGCAGCCCGACUGUGGCUGGUGUGGAGACCCCAGUAACACAGGACGAGGGCAGUGCAUGGAGGGCUCAUAUCGUGGACCCAUGAAGAGCCCCUCCAGACAAAGCCAAGACAUGGUUCUGGAGGCGGGUCUUUGUCCAAAGGAACGAGGCUUUGAAUGGGGGUUUAUCCAGUGUCCUGCAUGCCAGUGCAACGGCCACAGCACUUGUGUGAACGGCAGUGUUUGUGAGCAGUGCCGUAACCUCACCACAGGCCCUCACUGCGAAACAUGCUUGCCUGGUUUCCAUGGAGACCCAACCAAUGGCGGAAAGUGCCAAGCCUGUAAAUGUAAUGGCCAUGCCAACGUGUGCCAGGUGCUGACAGGCAAAUGCUUUUGCACCACCAAGGGUAUCAAAGGCGAUCAGUGCCAGCUAUGCGAUUCAGAAAACCGUUACCUUGGCAACCCGCUCAGAGGAACCUGUUACUAUAACCUGCUGAUUGAUUACCAGUUCACCUUCAGUCUGCUUCAAGAAGAUGACCAGCACUACACUGCCAUUAACUUCAUGGCCACUCCUGAACAGACCAGCAAAAACUUGGACAUGUCCAUCAAUGCAUCCAACAAUUUCAAUCUGAACAUCACUUGGUCUGUUGGAUCAACAGCUGGAACUAUCUCCGGGGAAGAGAUUCCCAUUGUGUCCAAAAACAACAUCAAAGAGUACAGAGAUAGUUUCUCUUGUGAGAAAUUCAGUUUCCACAGCAACCCCAACAUCACGUUCUACGUAUAUGUUAGCAACUUCUCAUGGCCAAUCAAAAUACAGAUCGCCUUCUCCCAGCACAACAGUAUCAUGGAUCUGGUGCAGUUCUUUGUGACGUUUUUUAGCUGUUUUCUGUCUCUGCUGUUGGUAGCUGCAGUGGUGUGGAAGAUCAAACAAACCUGCUGGGCAUCCAGACGUCGAGAGCAACUGAUGAGGGAGAGGCAGCAGAUGGCAAGUCGCCCUUUCGCCUCGGUCGCGGUUACUCUGGAUGUGGCCGGUGCACAAGUAGAGCUUCUCCAGGGAGGGAUCGAGGGACCGCCCAAGCCUGUUGCAGUGGAACCGUGUUCGGGAGGUAAAGCAGCAGUGCUCACGGUGCUACUGUGCCUCCCGCGAGGGCCGUCUGGUGUACCGCCCCCUGGACAGUCAGGUAUAGCCAUCGCCAGCGCUCUUAUCGACACGUCCCAGCAGAAGCCCAUGGACUUCAAAGAGAAGAGCCAAGGCCUGAAGAACCGCAAAGCUCUGCCUCCCGCUCACCAGGGCACCUGCGUGUGAACCAUCUGAGCCUUUGUGGGCCGUCUUUUACCAGCGUGACCUCUCUUGUGCUGCUGUGGGCAAACAGAGGUUUGGUGUAUCAGAGAGAGACCCCAUGCGCGGGGAUUAUUUAGGUGACAGAGUGCCCUCAAUUUCAACUCCAUAUCCCUCUAUGCCAAUAAAACCAUGAAUAGACCUCACCAGUGCCGUCCGUCUCGAACGACCCAUGCCAUCUCCACCUGCUUUAGCUCGAGCGACACUUUGUUCUUUUUUUAGUGCCUCUCACCCAUAUUGACUUGAUCCAAAACGAUUGGCAGACUCGCUACUGUAUAUUCACCACUUCCAACUCCGUUCCCCAUUUACAUUUUUUUCCAGUUUUCUUCUACGGUCUUUACGUUGAGAGUGUCUCUCCUAUGGACGUCUCCCAUUUUUAAUGCCAGCUUUACACCAAGCACAGAUGUGCCUCUCGCAUGGUAAACUUUAUCAAUAAAGUUGAGAAUGACGACCAGCGUGACUUUUAAAAGUUGCAGUGUUUUAGGAUUUUGGGAUGGUCGCUGGGUUUGUGUACGGGUUGAAAUGCUCACUCACCAACUAGACAUUUUCGUCAUAAGGCUGCUUACAAAUAACGUAAGAUUUAUUUGAGGUAUUUCACGUUUUAUUUAAGAGACAAGAUUUGAAUUUGUUACGUAAGCUAAUGAAGUUCUUUAUCCGGCAACCUCACGUUAUGAAUGGAUCAAAUCUGUCUUUAGCUAGAGAAGUUACAUUUCAUCUUUAUUCUUCUUGUGAAGACUUUGCAUGGAGCACACACACAUAUACACGCUAUGCUUGAAAACCUUAAAUAGUUUGUGGGUUACGUGUCACACAAAGAGUGUCUUCAUGUUGUGAAAUAUCAGGUUUGGUGUGCACAAGCAGUUCACAUUACACGCCGAAAUGUAAAGGAAUCGGAGGGGCUAGCUGGUGUAAAUCCAUCAUAAAGAAAAAUUGGACUUUAGGGAGUCGUGUCUCCCUGACCUGACAAACAUCGAGUUUUCAAGCUUGUUACACACCGGAGGAGUGUAUCGCAACCUGUGUAUAGUCUUUUGUUACCGAAUGCUAGUAUAAAAGCUGUCAAUAUUCUUCUUAUUAUUCGUUUUUGUUUUGCAAUGGUACAGGUUUAAAUGAGCAAUGUCUCAUAUGUUUGCAGUAACACUUCAUCUCUUCGAUCUUUGUACUCUUUAAGUUUCACAUAUUGUGAAUGUGGGAAGAGGAAAAAGACGAUUUUGAUUUGGAGGAGAGCGUGCAAUUAUAAACACAUCAGAUGUGCACUCAAACAGCGAGCGUAAACCCAACGCUAGGACUGUGCUCGAGCCCUCUGUGGAGAAAACAGGACAUGCAGGAGACUGUGACACAUCUCUAUUGGGUGAGCAACAAAAUGUACAGCAUUUUAAUCUACACUCGUUUGCUUUAGAUGGACUUGAACACGUGAAUCUAAUGUGAAUCGCUCUUUCUUUACAUGUAGCUAUUUCAAUGUUUUUGUUUGUAUUUUUCGCUGGUUUUAAUAAAGGAUAAUUAAAGGUCAAUGGUUCAUUUAGGGCCACCCUCUG